Molecule: messenger RNA, 2955 nt
Organism: Vitis vinifera (wine grape)
Lineage: Eukaryota; Viridiplantae; Streptophyta; Magnoliopsida; Vitales; Vitaceae
Exons: 21
Coding region: 306-2711 (801 amino acids)
Biological process (GO): ribosome biogenesis; maturation of SSU-rRNA from tricistronic rRNA transcript (SSU-rRNA, 5.8S rRNA, LSU-rRNA); endonucleolytic cleavage of tricistronic rRNA transcript (SSU-rRNA, 5.8S rRNA, LSU-rRNA)
Cellular component (GO): preribosome, small subunit precursor; nucleus
Molecular function (GO): U3 snoRNA binding; GTP binding; GTPase activity
Source: RefSeq, a predicted model, not a curated record
CCUAACGGUCCAAAACAAGAAAUGAUAUACAUAUAUAAAAAGGAAACAAGCGGCAAUGAAGGAGCAAAAGAUAUAGAAACCCUAGGGUUUAAGCACCGACUUUACAUCAACGGAGAUUUUCUCACCGGCGAUACAUUAACGCCGCCGCUCAUCGAAGUCCAUUCUGACUUCUUCGACGGUUGACGGAGGGGAGGAGAUAUAUAUUGGAUUGGGAAGUUGGCGAUCGCCGUCAAUCUUCCUCUUUGAAUUCAGAGUGUUCUCGUCUGAUGAGUCGCUAGGGUUUCGAUUUCGUUCUUGCAAAAGUCAUGGGCGGAUCUCGAGUUCAGGUCAAUAAGGCCCACAAGACUCGAUUCUCUUCCAAAUCAAGUCGUCAAGUCCACAAAACUUCUCUCCAAGAGAAGAGCAGGAUUACAAAGCCGGGAAGCAAUGUUGCCAAGGGAGCAAAAGCUGCUCGCCUGCAACGGAACAAGAUGAUACGGGACCAGAAACGGGCAGCCAUUUUGAAAGAGAAAAGGGCUUCAAGUGGAUCCACAAGCCCUCCCCGGGUUAUUGUUAUUUUUGGUCUUUCUGCCUCUGUGAACGUAAAUUCAGUGGAGGAUGAUCUCUUAACAUUAUUAUCUUCAAAGGGAAAUGAACCCGUGUUUUCUACGGUUGCUUCUUCCGAGUACAAACUGAGGACAACAGUACUGAAAGCACCUCAUGGAGAUUUGUCUUCAUGCAUUGAAAUGGUUAAGGUUGCCGAUUUGAUUGCUUUUGUAGCAUCUGCCAGCUGUUCGUGUGAGGAAGGCACUUCCAAUUAUUAUAUUGAUUCAUUUGGCACUCAGUGCCUUUCUGUUUUUAGAGCUCUUGGUUUACCAAGCACUGUAGUGUUGAUUCGCGAUCUACCUCCUGAGCAGAAACAAAGACAUGAGUUGAAGAAAAUGUGCAGUUCUUCCCUUUCUUCUGAAUUUCCUGAGGAUUGUAAAUUUUAUCCUGCAGAUACAAAGGAUGAGUUGCAUAAGUUCAUGUGGCUUUUCAAGGAGCAAAGGCUUUCAGUUCCUCACUGGCGUAAUCAACGGUCAUACCUUAUGGCUCAAAAGGUUGAUUUGGUACCCGAUGAUUGCAACUCAGGAAAUUGUACCCUGCUCCUUACUGGUUAUCUGCGUGCUCAUGGUCUCUCAGUGAAUCAGCUGGUCCAUAUUUCAGGUGCAGGGGAUUUUCAGUUGUCCAAAAUUGAAAUUCUCAAGGAUCCAUUUCCUUUGAAUGCAAGAAAAGGACAGGAUCUUAUGGAUUCAGAUGAAUUAAAUGAUGAGCAGGUUAUUCGUUCCUUAGCUCCUGAUAAAUUGAAGCAAGAGCCUUUAAUCAUUGAAAAUGUUCCAGAUCCUCUUGCAGGAGAACAGACGUGGCCAACAGAGGCAGAAAUGGCUGAGGCUGAUAGGAAUCAAAAACAAAAAAAUCUGAAAAAGAGGAUUCUUCCUCGAGGUACUUCAGAAUACCAGGCUGCUUGGAUUGUGGAUGAUACAGAUGUGGAGGAUUCAGAUAGGAGUGAUGAUGAUGAUGCUGGUGAUGGAAUGGUGUUAGAUGAAAAUGAAAGUUGUCUUCCCGGUCAUGAGGGAAACAAUAAUUUUGACCUUGAUGAUGACCAAGCUUCUCUUUCACUUGACUCCAGGGACAAUGAUGAACAAACUGAUGUUGAUUCAGUAAUGAUGGAAGGUGAGAACUUGACAAGGGAGCAGAUCGAGGAUGAAAUUAAAAAACUUAAAGAUGCGCAUGCUGAAGAUGAGGAGUAUCCUGAUGAAGUGGAUACCCCCUUGGAUGUUCCGGCGAGAAAGCGUUUUGCCAAGUAUAGAGGCCUCAAGUCCUUUAGAACGUCUUCAUGGGACCCUAAAGAAUCUCUACCUCCAGAAUAUGCUAGAAUUUUCUCAUUUGAUAAUUUUGCAAGAACACAAAAGCAUGUUCUUGCAAAAGCUCUAGAUAUGGAGCAAGGGUACAUGGAUGACUGUCUACCAGCUGGCACAUACAUAAGGCUUCAUAUCAGGGAGGUACCAGUUAGUGUUGCCUCCAAGUUAUGUAUGCUUGGGAAGAGAAUGCCAGUGAUUGCAUGUGGCCUUUUGCAACAUGAGUGCAAGAUGUCAGUCCUUCACUUUAGCAUAAAGAAGCAUGACGCUUAUGAUGCUCCUAUCAAAUCCAAAGAAGAACUAGUAUUUCAUGUUGGUUUCCGCCAAUUUGUCGUUAGGCCAAUAUUUUCUUCUGAUAAUAUGAAUUCAGACAAACACAAAAUGGAAAAGUUUCUUCAUGCAGGACGUUUCUCCAUAGCAUCGGUUUAUGCCCCGAUUUCCUUUACUCCUCUUCCUUUGAUAGCCUUGAAGAGUGUGAAUGAUGUUGCUGCCUCACCUGCUGUUGUUGCAUUUGGUUCUUUGAGAUGUGUUGACCCAGACAGGAUUAUUCUGAAGAAAAUUAUCUUAACUGGUUACCCUCAAAGAGUGUCAAAACUGAAAGCCGCAGUAAGAUACAUGUUUCACAGCCCAGAUGAUGUGAGAUGGUUCAAACCUGUGGAAGUGUGGACAAAAUGUGGUCGCCGGGGUCGUGUCAAGGAGCCCGUUGGUACACAUGGGACCAUGAAGUGCAUUUUCAAUGGGGUCCUUCAGCAGCACGACACAGUGUGCAUGAGCUUGUACAAACGCACCUAUCCCAAGUGGCCCGAACAUGGGUUUCCACUUCUUUAUGCUUGAUCAGAAAUUGGCCGGUGCUGAACAUGGGUUCUUGAUAAUAUGGAUUUUGCAUUUUCUGAUAGCUAUACGGUUGUAUGUAUAGUGUGAUUCUCUCUAAAAAAAAAAAUCAAGGAAAGCCAAGAUUGUGAUUGAUGGGAAUGAAGCCUUUGGGUUCGGAUAGACAUUUCAGAUUUUUUGUGUUUGCUAGUAGCUGCCUGCUAGUAAGUCACACCCAGCUGAGAAAUAAAUUUUUUUUGCCUAUCUA